CACAACACGCAGAGCAAAGCCAGAGAGAAAGGGCUUGUUUUUUCCCAAAGUGCGUGGGCGACUGGGAGCUGCCUGUGGUGAUAAAUGUCGGCGCUGUCUCUCAAAUAUUAUACUGCAUAUGUGCACCUGCUCAUACAGACAUAACAAUGCGAGGACAAAGUAUGGAUAGACAUUUCUCCAGCUUUAAAGGUUAAAUUAGCAGCAGUAGUUAUGUAUAUCCGAGUCAGAUAGUAAAAGAAAGAAUGACGAAUGGCAUUUCACUUGCAAUAAUAUGGCAGAGUACAGAAAACUGCAAUUUGAAUUUAUAUUUAUGCCAGAAACAUCAGCAUGUGCGAUGCAAUGAAUAAUACGCGACGCGGUAAUAAUUAAUUCGACUCUAAAUUGGAUGAUGACAUUUUCUACACCCUCAAUCUUGCUCUAUUAUCUGGUUAAUCGCACUGCGAUCAAUGCACAUGCAAAGUAAUUGCAGCAAUUAUGCGCCAAUUUUCAUUUGGAACACAUAGUCCGCGCGGUAAUCAUUUACCUAGCUGAUACUGUAAACAGCCGCUUCUGAAUGUCUCUCCUCGAAGCAUUCUGACGCUGAAAAUAUCAGAUGUACCCGAAGAUGAUGUCAAGUUCCGCUGAAGCGUCUGGGAAAGCAGACGUUGUUUUUUAUGACGUAAUUUGGAGAAACUAACGGAUGCGUUAGAGGUUUGAAUGUGUCCACUUUGUAAGUUUGCGCUCUGCCUCUGUGUGAACGUCAGUAUGUGUAUCUGGUGGUGCAAUCUAAGGCAGCGCAACUUCAAGGAGCAGGAGGGGCUCUCCUAUUAUUUGAUCUCGCUAAUUGCCAAUGCAAGUGAACUUUAAGCACCGGACACUAAGCCGAGGAGGUCUUACCGUUCCCGUUGGACUAUAACCUAUAGACUACUCGCCACUGUUUUAAUUGAAGCUGGAAGAAAAGGGCUGCAGCUCUGUCACUAUUUUUUUUUCUUCUUAGAAGAGUCUCCGUGUUGAAUGUGGCACACUGCACGGAGUCAAUCUCACCUAAAACAUGUCCACCAAAUUGUUCCUCUACUUCUUACUUCUGUCAGUGUUUCGUGCAUGUUCUCAAACAGCCGCUUCUGAGGAUGAUGAGUAUGACGACGUUACUGUGAAUCAAAUGUUGGCCCCCAAAACCCACGAGACAGACGCAACGCAAAUACUAAACAACUUACUAAAGGAGUAUGACAAAAAACUACGUCCGGAUAUCGGAGUUAAACCGACAGUCAUUGAUGUUGAUAUCUUCGUAAAUAGUAUUGGACCUGUGUCAUCAAUAAAUAUGGAGUACCAGAUUGACAUAAUUUUUGCACAGACAUGGAUGGACAGCCGGCUCAGAUAUAACAGCACUAUGAAAAUAUUGACUUUGAACAGUAAUAUGGUUGGACUCAUUUGGCUACCGGACACGAUCUUCAGAAAUUCCAAGAGCGCAGAUUCACAUUGGAUUACUACACCAAAUCAGCUACUUAGAAUAUGGAAUGAUGGGAAAAUACUUUACACUUUGAGAUUGACCAUAAACGCAGAAUGCCAGCUUCAACUGCAUAACUUUCCUAUGGAUGAGCACUCCUGCCCACUCAUCUUCUCCAGCUAUGGAUACCCACGAGAUGAAAUGAUUUACAAGUGGAGGAGGAACUCAGUGCAGGCGGCUGAUCAGAAGUCAUGGAGACUUUACCAGUUUGACUUCAUGGGCCUGAGGAACACCACAGAUAUAAUUAAGACAACUGCAGGUGACUAUGUGGUGAUGACUGUAUAUUUUGACCUAAGCAGAAGAAUGGGAUACUUCACAAUUCAGACCUAUAUCCCCUGCAUACUUACUGUGGUGCUCUCUUGGGUCUCCUUUUGGAUAAAAAAAGAUGCAACUCCAGCCAGAACAGCACUAGGAAUAACAACAGUAUUAACCAUGACAACGCUCAGCACGGUGGCACGGACAUCACUACCCAGGGUCUCAUACGUCACAGCAAUGGACCUUUUUGUCACUGUCUGUUUCCUGUUUGUUUUUGCGGCUCUCAUGGAGUAUGCCACGCUUAACUAUUACUCCUACAGUGCUAGCAAACCAACCUGCAAAAAGACAAAAAGAUCGAACUACUCAGUACUGGCUGUGGGUCCUCCUCCCACAGUUAUCACGCUCAACAACUCCAUGUACUGGCAGGAGUUUGAUGAUGCCUGUGUUUAUGAGUGCCUGGAUGGAAAAGACUGCCAGAGUUUCUUCUGCUGCUACGAAGAGUGCAAAGAUGGAGCGUGGCGAAAGGGCCGUCUGCAUAUAGACAUUUUGGAACUCGAUGCAUACUCUCGUGUCUUUUUUCCCACCUCUUUCCUACUGUUCAAUAUUGUCUACUGGGUAGGCUACUUGUAUCUUUAGCGGUCCCACACACCUCACGACGCAAAGGACUUGACUUUUGGUUCUGUCAGAGCAUAAACAAAGAAUAGACUGAACCAGGACUUUCAAGGUACUGUAAAAAAAGAGCGGAUACUGGUUUUCAGAGUUGAGUUGUGGUAGUACAAGGACUUCUCCAGAAGAGAGAUGAAAAUGAAAAAUGAGACUACAGAAACCGAAAGCUACAGCAGAUCUAUCAAAACCCUUAAAACCAGGCUGUUUUUAUAUGGUCAGGAAGGAUAUUUCCACAAGCUCUUUAAGUGGUUGCAAUUCUCUGGCAGAGAUCUUUGCCUUUUGUUCUUCAGGUACCAGGGGGAAGAAAAGAUUCACAACGUUCCUCUCAUACAAUCUCAUCUUUUUAUGGGUGAGAGAGCAACUGGAAGAAGUCAAGGUGCGAACAAAUCCUUAGGCCAAGUCAGCGUGAGAAAAAAUGCCUUGCAUAGCAUGUGACCCUCUGACUUUUGGUGUCUCUUACAAUCCUGGUAGAUCAUUCACAUGAAUGGAAACCUGUCAUCUAGCCAUCAGUCAAAACCAGACCGGCUUUCAUGUAAGCGGAGCUUUCAGAGCCAUCUAUAGUGCCUUCCACUGGAGGAGAAGCCAUCAGGCAGAGAAAUCUUAGAAAUGAUGGCAGGAGCAUCAUCUGGUCUUGACUGACCGCUGAUGGUUUUGUUUUGGAGUUUAUUCAACCUUUAGUUAUAGUCACCCAUUAUUUGAAUGCAUUCAACAUGUCUAAACUCAUUGUCACUGCAUGUUAUAGUAUUAAGCUCUACCCUGAAUCAGCACAAUAAUGGCAAGAGAGUAGAACCAUUUUGGAAGAUUUGGAAUAUUAAUUAGUAUGUAGAUUGCAAAUGUUUGCUUAUAUUUCUAGAUUUUUAUAGCAUAAUUUUUCCACACAAAAGAAAGGUUAUUUAAAUAUGAAAUUAAUAUAUUAUACAGUAGACUAUAUUUUAUUUUGAAAUGCCUAAAGUCUAUUAGCAUCAGUUUAUUAGUUAAAAAGUGCAUGCAUAGAAUGUAUCAUAAGUUCCAUAGACUCUCACCCUUCAGUCCAGUUGGCAAAAUAGUUGCCAUCCAUGUCUACGCCAAGUACAGCAAACGCAACACACCGCCCAAAGGAAAUCAAGGAAAGUGAGUGUCUCUGGAUCUUUAUGGACACAUUUGCAUUUGCAGAUUUGAUUAUUCUGUCUAGGUCUUGCAUCUACAGACCCAUCCUAUGAUAUAUCGCAAUACAUUUGACACCUGUAAGUUCAUUUGAAAAGUACAAUUCUGUCAUCCUUUAUUCACUUUCAUAUACAUUACAUUUUCCACUCACAGAAUACAAACGUUAUUUAGCAGAAUGUCUAGCCUGCAUUUUUCCCAAAAAUAACAUUGGGUU
Molecule: messenger RNA, 3761 nt
Organism: Rhinichthys klamathensis goyatoka
Lineage: Eukaryota; Metazoa; Chordata; Actinopteri; Cypriniformes; Leuciscidae
Product: gamma-aminobutyric acid receptor subunit gamma-3
Exons: 9
Coding region: 1031-2374 (447 amino acids)
Biological process (GO): gamma-aminobutyric acid signaling pathway; synaptic transmission, GABAergic; regulation of postsynaptic membrane potential
Cellular component (GO): synapse; postsynapse; neuron projection
Molecular function (GO): GABA-A receptor activity; inhibitory extracellular ligand-gated monoatomic ion channel activity; GABA-gated chloride ion channel activity
Source: RefSeq, a predicted model, not a curated record